Molecule: messenger RNA, 1060 nt
Organism: Cantharellus anzutake
Lineage: Eukaryota; Fungi; Basidiomycota; Agaricomycetes; Cantharellales; Hydnaceae
Exons: 3
Coding region: 192-656 (154 amino acids)
Source: RefSeq, a predicted model, not a curated record
UUUUCCACUUCAUUUCCCAUGCUGAUUUCAAAUUCUCCACAACUGAUUAAACGUUGGCGAGGGGUGGCCCAACGUGGUUUUGAGAGGACACAUCUUGAUUCCGGAUAUGGCACCAUAGAUUGCAUAGUCUCAUGUCAUCUUGCUCGUUAUUUCCCUUACCGUCCUGACAGGAUGUUCCUACACGGCUGGUGAUGAUCGCUUUCCUCCGACAUACCGGAACAGCUCUCCGCACGCCACCAUGCGAGCGCAUUCACUUUUCCUCAAGGAGAUCUCUCCCCCGACACCUCAUAGAAGGCCUGAGUAUCCUACAAAGCAUAAUAGGUUGGUUCGGGGCUAGCCUCAUACAUGUCUGCCAACAUGCCUCUUCCAGCAAGCGAAUUGAGGAAAAGACAAAAGAAAUUGAUUUGGAUGAUUGGCGGGUGCGUUGGGUCAUUGCAUUCGGAAGUGUAAGUCUGGACGGUGCAAGGUUUUGUAAAACGCGAGAGUUUGGUCGUGCCCGUAGUCAAGCUCCUGCUUCCGUGCCCGCCUUUCACUUCACCUCAGCUCGCCGAUCGUCCAACAGUAGACUAUUGAAGGUCGAGUUGAUUUCCGAUUCCUAUCUGUCGCGCAUCGCAUGCUUGCAUCACCAUGCGCCUCACUUUCCCCCGUGCACGUGAGUUUGUUCUGUAGUAAGUAGCACGUCUAAGAUGCUAGAUUGAAUUCUCGCCGAGCUCCGAUCUAUGCACGUCCACCUGUUCUGCCACAUGCGGAGCCCUCACCAAACCAGGACUGCGAUUCUCUUGGUGGUGCCCUCACGCACAUCUCUUCUAAAACUCUCAUGGCAAUGCCCAGGAAGUGGAUGCUAAGCCGAAGAACGUCGCACAGGAAGGAGCUACUAGUAAUUUGGAUAGAGAAGUAAGUGGGCAGAGGCUACGAGAAUCAUCAGAGCGUGCCGGUUUGUGGAGAAUAACGGAGAUGCACUGCAUUGUAAGAGUCCGCAAGGGUGGGCUACUUGUUUUGAAGGCUAGAGGGACCUGGCUGCUGAACUGAGGAUCGACGUCAAGAGAGCAAGAUCCUUUGU